AUGGCACGCUUUUGCAGCCUAUGUCACAAAUCAUAUCCCACGCCGCGCAGUUUUGCCUGCCAUCGCCGCCGAACCCAUCGCCAUCCAUGCCCCCCACUCGUUGAAUCAGCCAUACACUACCACCCUUUCCUGAACGGUAUAUUCCACCCAGAUGGUGCACCACCACCUCCUCGUCCAGAUGCUGUCAACUGGGGGCCUUUCGACGGAUGCUCUGCGUUUGAGAUGGCCGAAUGGGUAUUUGAUGUGAGCCACGAGUCACAGGAUAGUUAUUCUCAGCUGCACCAGCUCCUCAGGGCACAACUCGUUCACGACGGUCUGGAAGACUACAAUCCUUUCUUAACCAUCGACAACAUCCCUUACGGCGAGGCGUCAUGGUCAACAUUUACUCUUCGAUAUAACGGCGACACUACCCCCGGGUCACCGUCUUGGAAGCAUCAGGAGUACGCCUUCCACCUAUGUAACACACGCGAAGUAGCUGAGUAUAUUGUUGGAAACCCUGAGUUCAAGAACUCUUUUGACUAUGUCCCGUUUGAGGAGUAUAUGGGGGCCAAUCGCGACUGUCGCCGGGUGAGCAACCUCAUGUCUGGUCAGUGGGCCAGCGACAAAGCCGACAUCAUUGCACAAGACCCUCAAACCCAUGGCAGCAUGCUCGUUCCCAUUGUGAUGGGUGCCGACAAGACUACGGUUUCCAUUGCCACUGGAAACCAAGCCUUCCACCCUGUCUACAUGUCUGUCGGCAAUCUUCAUAACUCUGUGCGACGGGCUCACGGAAAAGGCCUUGUACCAGUCGCAUUCCUUCCCAUACCCAAAGCGGCGCAUGAACCAGAGGACGAUGAGGAGUUCCGGGUGUUCAAGAAGAAGCUAUAUCAUGCAUGCCUCGCUGCCCUCCUUGAGCCGCUUCGUGAUGGCAUGAUCAUACCUCAGGCGUUAUGGUGCCCUGACGGCCAUUUUCGACUGGUAAUCUUCGAGAUCGGGCUCUUCAUUGCUGACUACCCUGAGCAAGUUUACUUAUCAGGGGUGGUAUAUGGGUGGUGUCCGAUAUGCAUCGCAAUACCGGAGGGCAAAUUUCACCGCGAUAACCCUCGGACCCGUGAGGGUGACGAUGCGCUUCGCCAAGCGCGCUCUGCGAAUGAGCUGUGGGAUCUGUACGGUAUCAACGACAAUGUUCGGCCCUUCACAACCUAUCUCCCUCGUGCCGACAUCCACGAGCUCCUAACCCCCGAUCUUCUCCACCAGUUGAUUAAGGGGACGUUCAAGGAUCACCUCGUCGACUGGCUUAUCAAGUACAUCAAGAUGAACGAACCAAACGACAAAGUCGCGAAGCAGCAUCUGGACGACAUUGAUUGGAGGCUCGCUGCAGUGCCUCUCUUCCCCGGUCUACAUCAAUUUCCACAAGGGAUGAGUUUUACGCAGUGGACUGGCGACGACUCAAAAGCAUUGAUGAAGGUCAUUGUUCUCGCUAUCGUAGGGUACGUCCCGCCAGAGAUGGUGAAGUGUGUCGUCGCACUGUUGGACUUUUGUUAUCUCGCUCGGCGGCCAUCCCACGACAAGUACACUAUCCAUGCCAUGUCAGCGCUUCUCAAACGCUUCCACCAGCUCCGCACCGUCUUCGAGGAGGAGGGCAUCCGACCGGACGGCUUUGUGCUCCCCCGGCAACACGCA
Molecule: messenger RNA, 1662 nt
Organism: Epithele typhae
Lineage: Eukaryota; Fungi; Basidiomycota; Agaricomycetes; Polyporales; Epitheliaceae
Exons: 9
Source: RefSeq, a predicted model, not a curated record